AACAUCAUGAGAGCCAUUUGGUCACAGGGGGCAGCGUCUUGCCUGCAUUAGGAACCAGACUGGGAAAUAGCUGCCUCUCCACACUAUUUAAAGCUCUAGCAGUGGUGAGGACAACAUACAGAUUGCUCAGCUCAAUAGCAGCUUCACCCAAGUACACGUGUUAAGGGAUGAACUUUAGCAGGGAUGUGGCCCGGCAAACCAGUUGUUAUACUUAUGUCAUAGAGGAUGAUGAUCCAGCCCUGGCCAAAGUCAAUGUAUUUGAGUUGGCUGAGAGGGGUGACCUGGCUCUCCUGGACAACCUCGUGAGGAAGAGCCCAGAGGUCCUGAGUGAGAAAGAUGAAUGUGGAGCCAGUCCCCUUCAUCAUGCCGCCGCAGGGGGCCACGUCACCCUCAUCCAAUUCAUCAUCGCUGUCAUCGACUCACAGGAGGUGAACAGCUGUGAUGAGGAUGGCAACGUGGCCCUACACUGGGCAGUGGAGAAGAACAAGGCAGAGAGCUGCAGGGCUCUUAUGGACCUGGGGGCUGACCCCAACAUCCUCAACAAGGCCCUCAUGUCUCCUCUGCAUCUGGCUGUCAGCUGCGGACACAACAACCUGGUGGGGCUGCUGUUAUCCUACAACAUUACAGACUGCAAUCUACAGGGAGACCUUGAGAACACCCCGCUGAUUCUUGCCUGCUCCAUUAAUAACUGCGAGGCUCUCAGCAUUUUGAUAAAGCAUGGAGCGAAGCUUUGCAAACGAAACAAGCUCGGCCAUUACCCCAUACACGCUGCAGCCUUCGCAGGCGCAAAAAAAGCCAUGGAAGUGAUUCUGAAGGAAGGAGAGGAGUUCGGCCACGUAUGUGUGUCCCACAUCAACUAUUUAGACAAGUCCAACAGCAGCCCCCUCCAUCUGGCUGUACGUGGCGGGAAUAUGGAGACAAUCCGUCUCUGCCUUGCAUGUGGGGCAAAAGUUGACCAGCAACAGAAUGACAAGUCUACACCGCUUCAUUUGGCCUGCACCCAGGGUGCUAUUGAGGUAGUCAAACUGAUGCUCUCCUCUGUUGACCAAGUAGAAGACAUCAUCAACCUAACUGAUGGGGCGCUUCAGACACCUCUACACAGGGCUACAAUAUUUGACCACACAGAGCUGGCGGAGUACCUAAUUUCUUUGGGUGCUGACCUAAACAGCAUUGAUUGUAAAGGAACCUCCCCCUUGCUGCUGGCUACCAGCUGCGGCGCAUGGAAAACUGUGGCUCUGCUGCUGUCAAAAGGGGCAGAUGUAACUGUGAAAGACAGAUGCGGCUGUAACUUCCUUCACCUGGCGAUUCUGCAGCCCAAGGGCCUGAAAAAUCUUCCAGAAGAAGUGCUGCAGCAUAACAGUGUAAAGGCGUUGCUGAGCUGUGAGGAUAACGAGGGCUGCACCCCGCUCCACUACGCUUGCAGACUGGGCAUCCAUGACUCAGUGAAGAACAUGCUGGGCCUUUCGGGGCAGGUCGGCCUCGCGUGCAAGUCCAAGGACAAGAAGUCUGCCCUGCAUUUCGCUGCUCAGUAUGGGCGCAUCAAUACCUGUCAACGAUUACUGGAGACCAUCACAGACUCUCGCCUGCUAAAUGAAGGAGAUGAGCGGGGCCUGACACCACUCCAUUUGGCCUCAAAAGAGGGCCACAGCAAGGUGGUGCAGCUGCUGCUACGCAAAGGAGCCCUCUUUCACAGUGAUUACAAGGGCUGGACUUGCCUGCACCAUGCUGCAUCUGAAGGAUACACACGGACUAUGGACAUCCUACUGUCAGCCAAUCUCAAACUACUGGAUAAAACCGAUGAAGAUGGGAACACCGCAUUGCACUUUGCUGCAAGAGGAGGACAUGUGGCUGCAGUCCGGCUCUUACUAAUUCGGGGGGCAGAAAUCAUCCUAAGCAAGAAUCACACUUCAUUCCUCCAUGAAGCUCUGCAAAACGCAAAAAAAGACGUGGUGAAUGCUGUGAUUGACAGUGACAGAUGUUCUGAGGCUUUAAGAAUGUUCACACCCGGCAGCAUCCAGCGAUGUCCCAUUGUAGACAUGAUUGAGUUUUUGCCCGAGACCUACAAGCAUCUAUUGGACCGCUGUGUGAGGGAAUCUGAUGACGACCACAACAGCCCUGACUACCACAUUGAAUAUGACUUCGCAUGGCUCCAGGCUCCCCUUAUAGCAAAGAAGAUGUCUGACAAGAGCAUGAAGUUUGAGCCACUAGCUGCCCUCAAUGCAAUGGUGAAGUACAACCGCAUCGAGCUCCUCAACCACCCACUCUGCAAAAAGUAUCUGGCAAUGAAGUGGGUUGCGUAUGGGAGCACGGCUCAUGUACUCAACAUGUUCUUGUACCUGUUAGGGCUAAUGCCCUUAACUCACCUGAUUGUGACCUUAAGGCCCUCUAUGAACAUUACUGCCACGGGCAAGCACGAUAUCACCAUGGUGCCCAUAUCUUUCAUAGAGCAAAACCUGUUCCUGAGCUUCUGCAUGGUGAUGGUCUUGAUUAUGAACAUCUACUCAAUAGUGAAGGAAGUGGUGCAGAUAACACAGCAGCGCUGGAGUUACUUCAGGGAUUACUCCAACCAGUGUGACUGGAGCUCAGCCAUUUUCUCCCUUCUGUUCAUAAUCCCUCUCAUGCUCAAUUCAGAGGGCUCAUUACACUGGCAAGCAGGCGCAAUAGCAGUUUUAAACUCUUGGGUUGGAUUUCUCCUUUAUCUCCAGAGGUUUGAAGGAGUUGGCAUCUAUGUUGUGAUGUUUGGGGAGAUCAUGAGGACACUGUUCCGUGUUGUUAUGCUGUUCUUCUACCUGAUGUUAGCAUUCAGUUUGGCAUUCCAUGCCCUAAUGCUCAAUCAGAGAGAGUUCAGCAGUGUGCCACUCUCCAUAAUGCAAACCUUUGUGAUGAUGGUUGGGGAACUGAACUACCAGAAUAACUUCCUGGAUGCAAAUCUGAACCAUGAGCUUCCAUUUGGUCCUCUGACAUACUUUAUCUUUGUGAGCUUUGUUCUGCUCAUGCCAAUCCUGCUGGUGAACCUGAUGAUUGGUUUAGCAGUUGGAGACAUUGCUGAAGUUCAAAGAAAUGCUGCCCUAAAACGAAUAGCCAUGCAGAUUGACCUCCACACUGCUCUGGAAGACAAGCUUCCGUACUGGUUCAUGAAACGCGUAGACAAACCCUCUGUCAUCGUCUACCCCAACCGCAAAUGCUCCAGGCACCUUAUAAAGCAAAUACUCUUCGGCGAAGAGGAAACAAAUGAAGUCUGGAAUCGUCUGCAGUCCAAAUCACAGGGCUGCACUGUGAUAGAGACUGAGCUCAAAAAGCAGAAGCAAAGAAUGAAGGAGGUGUCCAACAUGCUGGAGAAGCAGCACUGCCUCCUGAAGCUCAUCAUCCAGAAGAUGGAGAUCACGUCUGAGGCCGACGAGUACGACGGCCCCGUGACUAUCAGGGGCACCGUGUGGCCCACUCUGAGUCACGUGAAACCAAGAGGACAGAGUACGUCUCGCUGGGUGCCACUGAUGAAGGCCCUCGAGUCCAAACGAAAGUGAAAGAUUUAAAGAAAAGCUACACAAUGUGGCCCAGGGAAUUGUCAAAGCCUUAAAAGUCAUGAAUAAGGUAGCAAAGGUGUAAACAUAUGUUAUAUUAAAAUGUCUCACUUGAAUCCAUUAUUUACAUAUUUAAUGUUGUUAUUUUAAUAAGUAGUUGAUGGACGUGACUACUGUAUGGUAUUUGAAAUCAAAGAUUAAGUGUUGAAUAUAGAAUACAAUUUAAAACUGUGGUAUUAGUGGUGUUGUAAUUUUUUCCACUGUCGACUGAAAGAGUAACAUUAUAAAUUUGCACUAAUGACCUGCUCAUAAAUGAAUGUCACUUUGUGGUGUGUAUUCAGUGUUGUCAUACCUUUAUUACAUACAAAACAGUUGUUUCUGUAGUACUGUAAUGAGUCUUUAUUUGCAACAUGUGUUCUUUUAUCUUCCAGAUAAGGUGUUUCACCUUCCUAUUUAUCUCAACCCAUCAUGAGCAUGAUUUUAACUAGUUUCAACUAAAACAUGAAGGAAUAGUUAUUUUGUGAUCAUGAAGUACAUCCAUUUUUAGCGAUUUCAGUUUGUUGAUUGACACCUGAGAUGCAGAAUUUACAGCUAAAAUAAGAGGAGAGAGGAAAUUUCCCAUGUGAGGACGAAUCAUCUGUCACUUCCAACUUGGAUUUGUAAGAAAAACUAAUUGCAGAAUUUGCAGAUAUUGCUGAUGACUGUUUUAAUUCCCUCAUCGCCAACCUAAGCCAGACUUCCCUGGAACAAAUUGCUGCUGCCAAGCAUAUUACAAAGUCCUCUAAAAGGUUUAAUCUAACACCAAAUUUGAUUCCUUUGCAGUAGCUUCCAUUCAAAUUCAGAAUCCAGUUGGAUGUUUUCUUGAUCACUUUUACACUUUUUUUGAAAAAGCGACUGCAGUUUACAACAGUUUCUUAGCGUCUUAUGGUGUCUUACACUUUUUUGAAGCAUCUGUCUUGUGUCUGAAAUGCCUCUAAUUCAUGUGUGUUGCUCCAUCUUUUAUUUACCUCGAUGGAAAUGUACUCAGUGGUACUUGCUCUUGUCAAAUAGUAUUUGAAUAAACAUGCUUACUUUAUCAGUGGCAUAGACAUUUUGUUGUAAACGUGAAUGUGUGAAAAUUGGAUUAUGUAGCACAAAUAAACCAUUGGGCAUGGUUUAAUGCAUGACACCAUAAUAAAAAUUCAAAAGCUU
Messenger RNA from Amphiprion ocellaris (clown anemonefish), 4712 nucleotides. RefSeq names its product transient receptor potential cation channel, subfamily A, member 1b (gene trpa1b). NCBI's taxonomy places the organism in Eukaryota, Metazoa, Chordata, Actinopteri, Pomacentridae. Gene Ontology annotation, biological process: monoatomic ion transport; transmembrane transport. Gene Ontology annotation, cellular component: membrane. The coding region runs from base 168 to 3524 and encodes 1118 amino acids. The record is from RefSeq and is a predicted model, not a curated record. Gene Ontology annotation, molecular function: protein binding; monoatomic ion channel activity. The transcript is spliced from 28 exons.